Molecule: messenger RNA, 858 nt
Organism: Colletotrichum tamarilloi
Lineage: Eukaryota; Fungi; Ascomycota; Sordariomycetes; Glomerellales; Glomerellaceae
Exons: 3
Coding region: 1-858 (285 amino acids)
Source: RefSeq, a predicted model, not a curated record
AUGGCGCGGUUUCCAGUAGCCCGGCUGCUCCUGGCAUUGCUAGCAACGGCUUUCACCAACGCGCAACUUUCCGAUCAGUCGCAGUACAGCAUCCCUUGCGUGAUGCAAUACGUCGGCUGUGUCCUCAUCCCAAACUUCAACACGGUCUUCAGCCGUCUACUGGGCGACGCUGCUCUGACUCCUGGCAAGUGCCAGCGGUUCUGCAGCGAUCUUGGUUCGACGUACGGAAGCCUAUACGACGGUUACUACUGCAGAUGUUCAAUUGUGCCCGAGACGGUAUCGCCUGUCAUCAUUUCAGUAGCCGAAUCUCUAUGCAACAGAUACCACUGCCACGACAUUGUCUUCAUCCUCGACGGUGACCUCUCAGACAACCACGGACACGCCUUUGACAUCGUCAUCACCGACGUUAACCUCCUCCGUCUCCUCGUCAUCUUCGUCCUCCUCGACGGACUCAACAACGUCGACCUCAACAACCUCAACGACCUCGACAACCUCAACAACCUCAACGACAAGAAGCAUCCCAACGUUCCCAGUCAACACCCUAGUUCCCGCCCCCCUCGCACCAGCACGCAUGCUUUCGAGUACAUCAAGCCUACCAGCCAGCCCAGUAAUCUCAAGCACUUCUCCAUCAUCGUCGGCGUCAUCUUCAACAUCGUCCCAGGGAUCAUCAAGCAGCGUCAGUUCGCUCUACUACUCAAAUACAACCUCUCUAGCGACAACUUCAAGCCAGUCAGCGACCUUGAGCACUUCAGCCUCGACUACACCAGCGUCAAGCGUUCCCAGCAGCGGAUCCCCCCUUACGACUCUACCGCUUUCUUCAACGUCUCCUACUUCAGUCUCUGCUUCAAUCCCUUCUGA